GCGGGGAGUGCACAGCGGGCGGCGGUGGCCGGGGAGGCCCGGGAGGCCGCGGUGCGGUCACUGCUAGCCGAGCCGAGCCGCGCCGAUCGCCCUCCGGCCCCGGCUCCCGCGCGCGAUCCCGGCCGGCGGCGCGGCCCGGCGGGCCCGGCAGCGCCGCAGCCCAUGGAGCUCGAGAACAUCGUAGCGAACACGGUGCUUCUCAAGGCCCGGGAAGGUGGUGGCGGGAAUCGCAAAGGUAAAAGCAAGAAAUGGCGACAGAUGCUGCAGUUCCCCCAUAUCAGCCAGUGUGAAGAGCUGAGGCUCAGCCUUGAGCGUGACUACCAUAGCUUGUGUGAGCGGCAGCCUAUUGGGCGCCUACUGUUCCGAGAGUUCUGUGCAACGAGGCCUGAGCUUAUGCGCUGCAUUGCCUUCCUGGAUGGGGUGGCCGAGUAUGAAGUGACCCCUGAUGAGAAGCGGAAGGCGUGUGGGCGGCGGCUAAUGCAGAAUUUUCUGAGCCACACGGGUCCUGACCUUAUCCCUGAGGUCCCCUGGCAACUGGUGACUAACUGCACCCAGCAGCUGGAGCAGGGGCCCUGCAAAGACCUCUUCCAGGAGCUCACCCGGCUGACCCAUGAGUACCUGAGCAUGGCCCCUUUUGCCGACUACCUCGACAGCAUCUACUUCAACCGUUUCCUGCAGUGGAAGUGGCUGGAAAGGCAGCCAGUGACCAAAAAUACCUUCAGGCAGUACCGAGUUCUGGGCAAAGGUGGCUUUGGAGAGGUGUGUGCCUGCCAGGUGCGGGCAACAGGCAAAAUGUACGCUUGCAAGAAGCUGGAGAAGAAGCGGAUUAAGAAGCGGAAAGGGGAGGCCAUGGCACUCAAUGAGAAGCAGAUCCUGGAGAAAGUGAACAGUAGGUUUGUAGUGAGCUUGGCCUAUGCCUAUGAGACCAAGGAUGCGCUGUGCCUGGUGCUGACGCUGAUGAACGGAGGUGACCUUAAGUUCCACAUUUACCACAUGGGCCAGGCUGGCUUCCCUGAGGCACGGGCCAUCUUCUACGCCGCGGAGAUCUGCUGUGGCCUGGAGGACCUGCACCGGGAGCGCAUCGUGUACAGGGACCUGAAGCCAGAGAACAUCCUGUUGGAUGACCACGGUCACAUCCGCAUCUCUGACUUGGGGCUGGCUGUGCAUGUGCCUGAGGGCCAGACCAUCAAAGGCCGCGUGGGCACCGUGGGCUACAUGGCUCCAGAGGUGGUGAAGAAUGAACGGUACAUGUUCAGUCCAGACUGGUGGGCGCUAGGCUGCCUCCUGUACGAGAUGAUUGCAGGCCAGUCGCCUUUCCAGCAGAGGAAGAAGAAGAUCAAGCGGGAGGAGGUGGAGCGGCUGGUGAAGGAGGUGUCUGAGGAGUACUCUGAGCGCUUUUCCCCACAGGCCCGCUCGCUCUGCUCCCAGCUCCUCUGCAAGGACCCUGCUGAGCGCCUGGGGUGUCGUGGGGGUGGUGCCCGCGAGGUGAAGGAGCACGCCCUCUUCAAGAAGCUGAACUUCAAGCGGCUGGGAGCUGGCAUGCAGGAGCCACCCUUCAAGCCUGAUCCCCAGGCCAUUUACUGCAAGGAUGUUCUGGACAUUGAACAAUUUUCCACGGUUAAGGGUGUGGAGCUAGAACCCACUGACCAGGACUUCUAUCAGAAGUUUGCCACGGGCAGUGUGCCCAUCCCCUGGCAGAAUGAGAUGGUGGAGACUGAAUGCUUCCAGGAGCUGAAUGUUUUCGGGCUGGAUGGCUCGGUUCCCCCAGACCUAGAUUGGAAGGGCCAGCCGCCUGCACCCCCCAAGAAAGGGCUGCUACAGAGACUCUUCAGUCGCCAGAGGUGAGCAGUGUGGGCUCCCCAUGGGUUGGCCUCGCUGCCUAGCCUCGGGGAGCCACAGGCAGCCCUUCCAUGGCAGAGGCAAGAUGUGGGCGAAAGAAGUCUGGUGCCCGCUCCUUCCCAACCCCCCACCCCCGCUUCCGUUACCUGCACCCUGGCACCUUCAAGCUGCUGGCCUUGCUUAGCCAUCUGCCUCCCCGUGCCCUGCCUCCACCAGCCCAGGGGAGAGGAGCUGAAUGGAGCUUUGCCCUGGCAGAGCCUGGGAUCCUCCUGGUCUCCCUUACUUAAGUCUGUUCCCAGCAGCCUCUGCACUGAUGUCCACAUGUGUCUGGCUUGAGCUACUGUUUUAGGCCCCUCAUGGGGACCCCAUCCUUAAAGCAUGGUCCCGGGCAGCUCCCAGCCUGCCCUGGCAGGGCCAGCCCAGGUGACAGCACUGGUGGCUAAUGGCACGUGCUCUGCCUCUCUCCCUCCGUGUCUUCCCCACCCCUCCAGGAUUGCUGUGGGAACUGCAGCGACAGUGAGGAAGAGCUCCCUACCCGCCUCGAGCUCCCCACCCGCCUCUAGCCCCAAGCCCGAGGCCUCCACCAGCGGUUGGCGGUAGCAGCUAUCAGAGCGCUGUUUACAGUUUUGCACAGUGGUCUUCCCCAUUGUCCAUUCAAGUCGUGGCCUGGGGAAUACAGCCGGAGCUGUCCCCAGUGUCCUCUGCCCCUCAGCCUCUGGUCUGGCUGGGUUUGGCAAGGCCUGGGUUGUCCCUGGGACAAAGGUGCGUCCCUUCAGCUCUUGUCUGUGGAGCUCGGGGCUUUCUGUAUUUAUGUAUUUGUAUGAAUGUAUAUAGCAACUGGAGUAUUCUUAAGAUCCACCCUGGAGCUGGCAGAGGGGCCACUGCCAAACUCAAGGCUCCUCUGGCCUAGCUUGGAUGGGCCAAAGCUGGGCCAGGCCAGGCCGGGCCUCUGACCCCCAGCACUGUGCUCAGCACCACUGACUUCCAAGUGAGACUUGUGCCUGCUCUUGCUGCCCUGGGCUCAGGCCACCGCCUCUGGGGUCCGAUGCUACCCUUCUCAGCACUUGUCAGAACUGGAUCUGGGGCCUCUGUAUCCCCUAGGCCUUUGCCAAAGUGUGACCCAAGAUUGGGCUGAUCCUGGGACCCCUCAGUCCACUGCCUAGGCUGUCCUAGACAGGUCUGCCUCUGCCUUCCAGCUCCCAGGGCACCUCAUUCCUUGUGUUGGGCCCUGUCCUGAGACACCUCUUGUAGAAACACCUGAGUCCAGGCCAUGGGAAGGGGAAGGUGUUCCUGGCCAACCCUCAAAACAUUCCAGACUCCCCUCAUAACAAUACAUAUGUGCCCAGCAAUAAUCUGCCCCUCCCUGUGUGUGCCCGUGGGGUGUGUGCAUGUGCGUGCGUGCGUGUGUGUGUGUGCGUGCGUGCGUGCGUACGUGUGUGUGUGUGUAGGCUGAGGCUUUGUGCCUGUGCCCCAGGCCCCAGCCCUGACUCUUUCCAGACUGUGAUGGCCAUCCUGAUCCCAGUGUGUAGGGUAGCAUGGGAUAUGGGAUUACAGGGCCCUGGUUUUCCAUAUUUAAAGCCAAUUUUUAUUACUCAUUUUGUCCAGUGUAAGCUGCCACGUGUCUCUGUGUGAAUACAGUCCGAGGACAAACCUG
Manis pentadactyla (Chinese pangolin) is the source of this 3493-nucleotide messenger RNA. RefSeq names its product G protein-coupled receptor kinase 6 (gene GRK6). Gene Ontology annotation, cellular component: cytoplasm; plasma membrane. Gene Ontology annotation, biological process: protein phosphorylation; regulation of signal transduction; signal transduction. Bases 163 to 1845 code for a protein of 560 amino acids. NCBI's taxonomy places the organism in Eukaryota, Metazoa, Chordata, Mammalia, Pholidota, Manidae. The transcript has 16 exons. The record is from RefSeq and is a predicted model, not a curated record. Gene Ontology annotation, molecular function: ATP binding; G protein-coupled receptor kinase activity.